UGAACCGACACGGACUGAGUUGAAAUAAAAAAGAAGCACGAGUUAAUCGUGGGACUGCUGGGAAAACACAAACGACAUUUCACUCCUAAAUUUCGUCGAACGCCCACCGUCCCACAUUGCCACAGACCACUCACCUACAAAGGCUUCAAGGCUGUGGCCAUUCCUUUUCGCGUCUCAUUUUUAAGGGAUAAACUGGAGAGUUCUUUGUAUUACUCUCAAAUCAGAGCUCUGGGUUUUGUUUGUGAGCAGUAGAGAAAGACACAAAAGAAUGGCAUCCGUUGACUUCUUGGCCGGCGAGAGGAGGAAGGCUGAGUUUGACGUCGAUGCAAUGAAGAUCGCUUGGGCCGGCUCUCUCUCUGAAUUUCAACUCCAUGACCGUAUCUCCAAGCUCGUUGCCAGCGAUCCUGCUCUUAGUAAGGAGGGCAGGACUAUGAUGCCAAGGAAGGAAUUGUUUAAGAAUGCACUGAGGAAGGUGAAUCAUGCCUGGAAACUAAUCAAUGAACUUCGUCUUACCGAGGAAGAGGCACGGAAGUUUAGGUUCUAUAUGGAUGAGCCUGCGUAUACUGACCUUCAUUGGGGUAUGUUUGUACCUGCCAUAAAAGGAUCGGGCACUGAAGAGCAGCAAAAGAAGUGGUUACCAUUGGCCUACAAAAUGCAAAUUAUUGGCUGCUAUGCACAAACUGAGCUUGGUCAUGGAUCCAACGUGCAAGGCCUUGAAACCACUGCCACUUUUGAUCCCCGAACUGAUGAAUUUGUUAUUCACAGUCCUACAUUGACUUCAAGCAAGUGGUGGCCCGGUGGACUGGGUAAAGCCUCUACCCAUGCAGUUGUUUAUGCACGUCUUAUAGUAGAUGGUAAAGACUAUGGAGUUAAUGGAUUUAUUGUUCAACUAAGGAGCUUGGAGGAUCAUAAGCCUCUUCCAGGUAUAACGGUUGGUGAUAUUGGAAUGAAAUUCGGAUCUGGUGCAUACAACACAAUGGAUAAUGGGGUCUUAAGAUUUGAUCAUGUUCGUAUUCCACGGGAUCAAAUGCUGAUGAGAGUUUCACAAGUAACAAGGGAUGGAAAAUAUGUGCAAUCUGAUGUUCCUCGACAACUACUUUACGGAACCAUGGUAUAUGUUAGGCAAGCUAUAGUAUCAGAUGCUUCCACUGCUUUGUCACGUGCAGUGUGCAUAGCUACUCGAUAUAGUGCUGUGCGAAGACAAUUUGGCUUGCAAAAUGAUGGACAGGAAACUCAGGUUAUUGACUAUAAAACGCAACAAAGCCGACUCUUUCCCUUGUUGGCUUCUGCAUAUGCCUUCAGAUUUGUCGGGGAGUGGCUUAAGUCAUUGUACACCGACGUGACCGAGAAACUGCAAGCGGGUGACUUCUCAACUUUGCCAGAGGCUCAUGCAUGCACUGCAGGACUGAAGUCUUUGACAACCUCGGCUACUGCCGAUGGAAUUGAAGAAUGUCGGAAAUUAUGUGGAGGCCACGGCUAUCUUAAUAGCAGUGGGCUUCCGGAACUGUUUGCUGUUUAUAUCCCUGCUUGUACAUACGAAGGAGAUAACACCGUGCUACAUCUACAAGUUGCUAGGUUUCUCAUGAAAACUGUUUCUCAGCUGUUUUCGGGUAAACAUCCUGUCGGAACUACAGCUUAUAUGGGAAGACUGCAACAACUGCUGCAAUGUCGUUCUAAUGUUCAGCAAGCAAAGGAUUGGAUGAACCCUAGUGCGGUAUUGGAGGCUUACGAAGCAAGAGCUGCAAGAAUGAUCGCUUCUUGUGCUAAAAACCUAAACAACUUUGCUAACUCUGAAGACGGCUUUGCAGAAUUAUCUUCGGAUUUAGUCGAAGCAGCAGUUGCUCACUGCCAAGUGAUUGUCGUUUCCAAGUUUUUCGAAAAGCUGCAGCAGGACAUUCCAGGGAAUGGCGUGAAGCAGCAGCUGGAGAAUCUUUUCGGGAUCUACUCGCUCUACCUCAUCCACAAACACCAAGGAGACUUCCUCGCCACCGGCUGCAUCACCCCGAAGCAGGCCUCGCUUGCAAACGACCAGCUCAGGGCCCUGUACACUCUGGUACGUCCCAACGCUGUGGCACUAGUGGACGCUUUUAACUACACCGAUCACUUCCUCGGUUCAAUCCUGGGACGCUAUGACGGGAACGUGUACCCAAAACUGUACGAGGAGGCGUGGAAGGAUCCUCUGAACGAAACCGUAGUGCCUGAUGGCUACCAUGAAUACAUCAGGCCAUUGCUAAAGCAACAACUGGGAAUUGCUAGACUUUGAAUAAAGAAUUGCUUGCUUUAGUUUUCAAUGGAUUGGGUCUGAUGGCUAUUGCUGUUUGCUAAAUUAGGUGAUUUUUCCCCCAUGAAAGGGAAUGGAGGUUGAAAGCAAUGCAAAUGUUCAUGAAACUAAUGCGUAAUAAUACUUAAAGUAUAUACAAUUAAACUUCUAGUAAUAAAAUUAAGAGUUAAUAUUUAAUUUGGUCUUUCGACUAUUAAGAUUUUAA
Messenger RNA from Ipomoea triloba (trilobed morning glory), 2486 nucleotides. Its product is annotated as peroxisomal acyl-coenzyme A oxidase 1-like. Gene Ontology annotation, cellular component: peroxisome. Gene Ontology annotation, molecular function: acyl-CoA oxidase activity; fatty acid binding; FAD binding. The transcript has 13 exons. NCBI's taxonomy places the organism in Eukaryota, Viridiplantae, Streptophyta, Magnoliopsida, Solanales, Convolvulaceae. The record is from RefSeq and is a predicted model, not a curated record. Gene Ontology annotation, biological process: lipid homeostasis; long-chain fatty acid metabolic process; fatty acid beta-oxidation using acyl-CoA oxidase. Bases 269 to 2263 code for a protein of 664 amino acids.